This is a messenger RNA of Anopheles moucheti, 903 nucleotides long. RefSeq names its product collagenase-like. The coding region runs from base 1 to 903 and encodes 300 amino acids. Gene Ontology annotation, molecular function: serine-type endopeptidase activity. The transcript is spliced from 3 exons. Gene Ontology annotation, biological process: proteolysis. The record is from RefSeq and is a predicted model, not a curated record. NCBI's taxonomy places the organism in Eukaryota, Metazoa, Arthropoda, Insecta, Diptera, Culicidae.
AUGCACACACUGCAAGUGAUCGUCUUAAGUCUAUACUGUUUCGCUGUAAUACAAGCAGCUAAAAUAAUCUCCAGCCCUGAUGAUAUCGACUGGUCUACGGUACGAUCGAUAAGAGAAAAACCUGGCUAUGCUCCCGUCGAGCAAACUUCGAAUCGCUCUGAACGCAUCCUGAACGGAAUUACGGUAGCCCGCGGAGAUAUUCCUUAUGCGGCGGCCAUUUUGAUCAGUGAGGAGUUUGCCACCUACUUUUGCGGUGGAGCACUAGUAUCGGAGCACUUUGUACUGACAGCUGCAACUUGUGUCGAUGGCGAUCGUGAUCUAUCGAUCACGGUUCUGCUAGAUGCAGCGCAGAUAAACACAGCGGGAGAGUUUAUUGCCGUGUCGGAGACUAUAGUACAUCCGGCGCCGAGUGAUCAUAAUAUUGCAUUGCUUCGUCUAAAUCGUGCUGUUCGACUCAAUGACAACAUUCGUCCUGUCACUCUGCCCAACCGUAGACAACGCACCAUGACAUUUGUCAAUCAGCUGGCAUCGAUUUCGGGCUGGGGUCGAACUGCGUCCAACACGAACGAAGCGUUGCCGCUGAACAAUCUACGAGUGGUGCGUAACCACGUGAUGAGCAAUUUCAACUGUGGCGUAUCCUUUCCGUUUCAAAUUUCCGAUCAGCACAUCUGCAUAACGGGUGACAGUGGUAGUGCAUGUGCGGGUGACGAGGGUGGACCACUCACAACGGUGGACGUGGUCACGGGACGUACGUUUUUGAUUGGCUUGUACUCGUUCACGUCGUUCCUGGGUUGUGGUAUGGGUCGUCCGACUGUACAUACUCGCAUCACGGAAUAUCUGGAUUGGAUCGAAGCGAAUUCGGACGUGAUCAUACUGGACAACUGGAAUACAAGAGUGGUGUAG